Trypanosoma cruzi is the source of this 1920-nucleotide messenger RNA. RefSeq names its product cardiolipin synthetase, putative. The coding region runs from base 1 to 1920 and encodes 639 amino acids. The transcript has a single exon. NCBI's taxonomy places the organism in Eukaryota, Euglenozoa, Kinetoplastea, Trypanosomatida, Trypanosomatidae. The record is from RefSeq and is a predicted model, not a curated record. Gene Ontology annotation, molecular function: catalytic activity.
AUGCCAACGUCUGGUUGUAAAUUUCGUGUAGCGCUUCAGCGCUUAAAUAUUGAGAGGCUCCUCCCUCCUCCCUUGCGUGAGAAGAGAGGCAGCAAUACAGUUGGCCGUAUUAACAACCAUAGCAGUGGUGUCGAGUUGUGUGAAUCUGUCAAUAAAGAUUUUAAGGACGUUUGUUCCACUGUUGGGAAUGGUGCUCGUGGGGUGUAUUGCAAUGGAUUGCCCUUUCAUGUGCGGUGGGACCGCAUUCAAAGAAACCUGGCAGUUUUGGGGCGUGUUUCGAAUGGGAGCACGGUGGUUCCUUAUCGUGAUAGUGCUGAGGCCUUUCGAGUCAUGUGGAAGGCUGUGGAUGAAGCCAAGCGAAGUGUUCUUUGGCAAACAUACAUUUGCAAGGAUGAUCGUAUUGGCCAGAUGACAGUAGAAAAAAUAGCGGCUGCGCAGCGCCGUGGGUGCCAGAGCGAGUUGCUGUACGACUGCGGCGGAAACAUCACGGGGCGACGUCGUCUCAUUGACAAGCUCAAACAGUCUGGGGCUAAUGUUAUUGAACAUCGCCCUGUUUUACAUCAUGUUUUGCCGUAUUUGUUUGGGGGCAUGAAGUGGGAGCGCAGCCCUGCCAUCCGCAACCACCGCAAGAUCCUCAUUGUGGAUGACAAAAUUGGUUUUUGUGGUGGACUGAAUAUUGGCAAUGAAUACUGCGGUAGGAGCCAGGGCGGGACGGGUCGCUUUCGCGAUACACAUUGCUCGGUAGUGGGCCCGGCUGUGGCACACCUCCGUGAGGCGUACGAGGACACGAAGGCACCAAAGCCGUGGCAGUGGAGCUGGACACGUUGGCGAAAAAUUGCGUCCACGACAAUGGCUCGUCGCUACAAGCAAGGAAGAAACGCAACAGAUGAUCUUCUUGGACCCAUGACAAAAUCUGUGCAGCAAAGGGGAAAGUUGUACCUGCAACAACAAAUGGAAAGGGCCGAGGAGAAGAGGGUAAGAUUUAUGGAACGCAUUCGAUGGAAGCGUCAGCGCGAGCGAUUAGAGUUAUUUAUGCGGUGGUAUCCAAAAAAAGCCGCGAGGUUGUUACCACAAAACUUGGUUCAUGUUUACUCUGAAGAUGGCACUAAAUUUCCUACGGAACGUGCAGUGGACACCGGGGCAUCAAAAGUUAUGAAGCAAAGGAUGGAGCACUAUCGUAUGCGUGCGCUUAACAGAGCCAAGGCGGCGUUGGAACGACGGUUAGCUGAAAGGCCACUGUCCAAAGCACCACUGAGUGAUGCGGAUCCUGUUCCUGGGGCGGAGGAAUAUGACAAGAUACGGCCCAAUGCUACUCAGAUCAUAUGUUGCAACCCUCACACACGGGACUGGUCGAUUCCGUAUGCCUUUUGGCAGGUCUCUCAAAAGGCGCACCGACGAUUGUGGGUAACAACCCCUUAUUAUCUGCCGCAUCGAAAAUUGUUGCGUGCUAUUCUGUAUGCUGCUCGUCGUGGUGUUGAUGUACGCAUUCUUGCUGGAAGUAAUUGUACAACCGAUCCUUGGUUUAUGUGGCACGCGUCGAAUUACAUUACCGAACGACUUCUAGCCGCAGGCGUUCGUAUCUAUGAAUACAAGGGGGAUCAGAUUAUGCAUGCCAAGACGGUGGUGGUUGACAGUAUUUGGUGUUCCGUGGGAAGUUACAACUGGGAUAUGAUGAGCAACAAGAACAUGGAAGUCUGCCUCUGUCAUUUGGGGUAUGAGAUGGCACGGGAGAUGGAGGGCCAUUUCCUUAAAGAUCUGCAGACAAGCAUUGAGGUAAAAUAUGAGGAGUAUCAGCGUCGUUCCUUGUGGCUUCGAUUUACUUCUUGGUUUUUUUAUGUUGGGCUUCAAAUUGCGGAGAAACUGACGUUCCGCACCUUUUGGGAUGCAGACCUCUCUUCAAAGGUUGACGAUCUGGACUAA